Molecule: messenger RNA, 501 nt
Organism: Angiostrongylus costaricensis
Lineage: Eukaryota; Metazoa; Nematoda; Chromadorea; Rhabditida; Metastrongylidae
Source: the annotation of a GenBank genome assembly
AUGGCCACACCUCCAUAUUGCCCGUGUAUAUUGUUCAACACGAGCGGAACGUUCCACUCGCCCAACUAUCCGGCUAAUCUUGAAGACAUCGACUGCCUCUUCUACCAUUUCCUCGCUCCACCAGGAUCGCUCACACAGAUUACCUUCAUCACAUUCUCGCUGCCAGUUCGAAAUCCUACGUGUACUUCAUCGCUACGGAUCUUCGACAGCUCACCAGAUGGCCUGGUCGACCCCGAUGAGGAGCCAAGUUUCACGUUUUGUGGCCACGAAAUCACAACAGGCACUUCAUUUUACUCAAGAGACGAGAAUAUGCUUCUUCAAAUCCUUCACGGUGGCGCUUCCUCAAAAGGUUUCAGAGGAGAAUAUAGAUUUUUAUCUAAAACUCUUUAUGGUAGUGAGGACGAAUUCGUUCUUGACGAUAUGGAAACCGUAGCGCACUUGAAUCGAAUCACAGUUCGGUACUGCGAUGCUGACAAUCUUCUCAUGUUGAAAAUAGGAUAA